AUGCUGCUGCUCUUGGUUGCAAGCCUGGUCUUGAACCUUGCUUGGGCAUCGUCUCUUCCCGGUAACUCGUCUUAUGUCGCCGCGGCAGGAUUUCCGACCUCGGCGUUCUCAUCAUACUAUGUUUCUCCAGCUCACCCAACCAUCCAACCCCAGCCCAUCAUAUAUGAUCCUGUCCUGGACCUCACUUUCCCAUAUGGGCUAACUGAUCCUGAUAACAUUCCAAACAACCAUGAUGAAGUCUAUUUUCCUGUUCCACCGACUCACAUGCCCACCAGAAAGAGAUAUAAACUGGUUCAACGGGUCGUGAAUAACGUGACUAGCAUCAUCGGAACCAACUCCACAGAUCACUGCACCAAAUGCAAGAGGGCUCUAGCAGCAGCCAAACCAGCAGCACUGCAUGCACCAGCUCUUGUUCCGAAUGCCAUGGUCGAUCUCUGCAAGGCAUUCGCAUUUCACAGCAACGAGACCUGCGAGCAAGACUUUGCUACUAAUGCCUUUGGUCCUAUCUGGACUCAGGUCCUGGCGUAUGCCGAUGUCGAAGGUCUUGACGGUGAAUAUAUUUGUCAUUCCCUGGACAAAAAAUACUGCGCCGCCCCGAAGACCAGCCCUCUUGACACGAGCAAGCUGUUCCCGAAGCCCAAGCCUGCCAAUGCAAACGAAUUAAUCCCCAAGGCAAGCGGCGAACGGGUCAAGGUACUGCAUCUCUCAGACUUCCACCUGGACGCCCGGUACGCUGUCAGUUCUGAGGCGAAUUGCUCGUCAAACUUGUGCUGCCGAAGUGAUAACGACAAUGAGCUCUCCGAGGACGAGCCUCUGCUAUCUGCCCCCGCAUAUGGCUCGUUCUUGUGCGAUACGCCGUAUGACUUGGGCCUGUCUGCUUUGCAGGCCGUAGGCCCGUUGACUGGGACUGGCAAGGGCAAGCAUGAUGAACACCUUGCGUGGACGCUGUACACGGGUGAUCUAGUCUCUCAUGACCCAGCUCCGCAGAUCUCAAAGGCUUUGACUCAAUACACGGAGACGAGUAUCUAUGGCAUGUUCAAGCACUAUCUGUCCGGGCCUGUCUUUGCAGCGCUUGGAAACCACGAUACUAGCCCAGCCAAUAUUGACUCUCCUCACAACAUGCCUGGUCGUCUGGGAGAACAGCAGAGCUGGAACUAUGACCAUCUAGCUGCGUUGUGGCAGCACGAGGGCUGGAUCAGUCGUGAAACAGCAGAUGAGGCGAGAACCCAUUACGGAGGGUAUUCGAUUAAGACGCACUAUGGACUCCGCAUCAUCGCGUUCAACACAGAUUUCUGGCUCAAAAGCAACUUCCUCACCUUCAUCAACGCCACCGACCCAGACAAUUCAGGCGUGUUCAGCUGGAUGAUCUCGGAACUGCAAAAGGCCGAAGACGCCAACGAACGAGUCUGGAUCAUCGGCCACGUCCUCAGCGGCUGGGAUGGCACAAACCCAAUCGCCAACCCAACGAAUCUAUUCUACCAGAUCGUCGAACGCUACUCGCCCCACGUAAUCGCAAACAUAUUCUUCGGCCACACGCACGAAGAUCAAUUCAUGGUCUACUACGCGAACAACGGAACCGUGCAGAAUGCCCAGACUGCCCUGGCCACAGGCUGGAUCAUGCCCAGUGUUACACCACUAACCAACCUAAACAGUGGAUUCAGACUCUACGAAGUCGACACGGGGGAUUUCAACAUCUACAACGCUUACACUUUCUACAGCGAUGUAGCCGACUACCCGGCUCUGGAGGAGACGGGACCGACUUACCAAAUCGAAUACUCGACUCGGGAUACAUAUGGUGCUGCAGCUGGCUGGGAAGAAGAUGAGCCGUUGAAUGCAACCUUCUGGCACCGUGUCACCGAGGCUAUGGAGAAGGACUUGGGACUAGUCACUUUGUUCAAUGAGUACCAGGGGAAGAAGAGUGUCAAGAGCCCUGCUUGUGUUACUGAGGCUUGUCAAAAGGCAAAGAUCUGCUACAUGCGCAGCGGCAGUGUUGCGCUGGGUAGCCAGUGUCCCCAGGGGUACGGAUCCGUGCAAAGCCCAUUCAAGACCAAGUAG
Messenger RNA from Penicillium brevicompactum, 2055 nucleotides. Its product is annotated as PPN1 endopolyphosphatase family protein. Bases 1 to 2055 code for a protein of 684 amino acids. Lineage: Eukaryota; Fungi; Ascomycota; Eurotiomycetes; Eurotiales; Aspergillaceae. The transcript is spliced from 4 exons. Gene Ontology annotation, biological process: sphingomyelin catabolic process. Gene Ontology annotation, molecular function: sphingomyelin phosphodiesterase activity. The record is from RefSeq and is a predicted model, not a curated record.